CGCUGAAAUAGACCAAUGCGGGUGGGUGAACCUGCUGUGGCCGCGAUCGGACCAGCGCAGAGAAAUGACAGUCUGUCCAGGAAUUGGGACUAAAUUAUACCCAAAGGACAGGGAUCGAGGAAGGAGCCUGGUUGGGUUAUCGGACAUUCCAUGAUUAUAAUUAAAAUAGGUUUUUAUUAGUUGAUCUACAAGAAGAUUGGGAUCCAAAUGGAGAGGGGAAAGUUGACCUGGUUGCCUUUGAAUGUUGCUCGGUGUUAAUUCUAAUAACCGACGAUGAAAUAACUGUAAAUUGAAAUAUUACCACUACUGGACCUUGAAAUUGAUCUUAACAAUAAAAGAGAAAGGAACCAACUGGGAAGAUAAAGGAAUUACCACUCGAACCAAGCGCGCACGCAUCUAGGGCAGUCCCAUAAACUGUCUUGAGGGGACAAUAAAAAAAUACUGGCUUGCCUUGCAUUGACCGAAAGUGUGCUGAACCUUUAUUUUUUCAAAUAGAAAAUAUUGGGUUUAUGAUACAACAGGCGUUUUGCAAUGAUACUACGUCCAACUGUUUAAUUUGAAGAUAACCGUUUCACUUUCCCUAUAACCUUUUGCAUACCAUGUCUAAAAUGUGCAUCGACUUCGGGGACGGACAGCAAUAUUUAUUCUUAUCCGUCAUAUAAUCCCUGUGCACAGAGUUAUUGUAGGAUUGCACGCGGGCUGUGUCUAUUGUAGUGAGGACCUUCAGCAACUUAUUCCAGAUGGGUUAUUUAUUAUGUACGUGCACCUCAUUUAGUCAUAAUGUAUUUUUUUAUGUUACAUUGUUAUAAUUGUCGUAACACUGGGGUCAGUGAAAGGGGGUUUAUUACUGUGGCAUUAAGUGUUAACAGUUUAUUGUUACAGAAUUAAGACGUUGUUCAAUGCAAGCCAUUGCUGGCUGCAGCCCUCUUAUCCACACAAAAACAAAUGUUUUGGAAUAAAAACCUUUCACCAGUGACCGAACUGGUGGCUUAUGGAAAUCAGAAUGCGUAACCGAGGGAAAAGUUGAUUUUACGCACACUCAGUAGGAAAUUGAAAGUGUACAUGAAUAGGCUCACAGAUGAGAGGCGCUGAGCUCCGCCAAUAUGACGUCGAAAUGUUACGUUAGCAGUUUUUGUAAAUUAUGCGUCACAAUUAGCAAUUACUUCUGCUUUAUUCGACCACAAAUUAGGCCUAAAUGUGAAUCUUUGCUGGUGUACAUCUCCGAUGGUCGCAAGUUGCCAGUGAUCGCUGGCGACCUCACGCUUCUUGUGGGGGUGAAACAGAUCACACAGCACAGACAUCUGAAAAGGCACUUCUAUUGAUGGAGGAAGCUUCAAGACACGGAAAAGAAAGUUGCAUCGGUCCUUUUUUGGUGAUGUAAGCGGAUCGCCAACGAAAAGCAGAAAGCAUGCUGCUGUGAAUUUAAUUACAACUCUUCCAUUAUUGAGUAAAAUACUACAUUUUCCCUCAGUGUUGGAAUACAGAACUGGUUGCAAAAUGCAUGGCUUUUAUGAACAUGUCAGCAAAGUGAUAGCCUAGUCAUUCUCAACCGAGAACAGUGGCCAUUUGCCAGUGCCACCCUUUUUCGUUUUUUGGGUCUUUUUUUAGUAUUGAAAAUGUGGAUGCAAUUGUGAAUUUGUUGCUGUUUCCAUGCGUCUUUCUCCUCCAGACCUCAGGACGUUGUUGUGGAUUGUAUUGCUAUUUAAUGCAAUGGGCUGUAUCCAGAGUAUCAGGUGUAAGCCCAAGAGUUUCCGUGAAAGUAUCAUCGUUCUCGAGGUGAACUCCUCAAUCGACUCCAAUCCAACCAGCAUCGACGAGUCAUCCAACGUGGUUCUGCGCUAUCGGACACCGCACUUCCGAGCCUCUGCUCGGGUACUAGUGCCGCCCAUGGCCUGUAAAGAGACGUGGACUGUUGGCUGGAUCCAAGCAUGCAACCACAUGGAGUUUUACAACAAAUAUGGAACCAAAGGGAUGUCGAGCUGGGAACUCCCUGACCUGCGGGAUGGCAAGAUCCAGGCCAUCAGCGACUCGGACGGCGUCAACUACCCAUGGUAUGGCAACACCACGGAGACGUGCACCAUCGUGGGCCCCACCAAGAAGGACACCAAGUUCACGGUCAGCAUGAACGACAACUUCUAUCCCAGCGUUACGUGGGGCGUGCCUGUGAGCGACAGCAACCUGCCGCAGCUCAGCAGCAUCCGCCGUGACCAGAGCUUCACCACCUGGCUGGUGGCCAUCAAUCAGGCCACGGCCGAGACCCUGGUGCUGCAGACCAUCCGCUGGAGAAUGCAGCUCCACAUCGAGGUGGACCCAGACAAGCCCUUGGGCCAGAGGGCUACGCUGCGCGAGCCCGUGGCCCAGGAGCAGCCCCAUAUCCUGGGCAAGAACGAACCCAUCCCCCCCAACGCCAUGGUCAAGCCCAACGCCAACGACGCUCAGGUGCUCAUGUGGCGGCCAAAGACCGGGGACGCCAUCGUGGUCAUCCCGCCCAAAUACUGACUGACCUCUGGGGGUUAAACGCUCUUCCUCUUCUCCCACUCCUCUACCUACACCUCACUUUUCCUUUCUUCUCCUUUUAACCUUCCCUCAAGCUCCUUGCCUCUAUUUGCCUCUACGUUUCCCACCUCUCCUCUCUUUUUUUGUAAGAAUUGAGCGAGAGAGGGAGAGAGAGAGAAAGUGAAACAAGGACAAGAGCAGCUUGGAGAAAGAGGACACUCAUUGCCUAUAAGUGGGAGCUGAAGCUGACUUUAAAAACAGGAGUGAACAAACUGCAACCAUUCUACCUUCAAACUGGGUCGGGUUUCACUGUGCUAGAUGAAGUAAUUGCAAAAAAACAACAGAAACUGCAUUUUUGGUUCAAUUUUUUGGAUUGAGGAGUGUGUGUGGGUUGAAAAAAUAACAUAGUAUUUAUGUUCAUGUUUAUGUACAUGGUACAUACAUGUAUAUGCACAAAGUUUGCGUAUACCAGUUGUGUAUUUAUUUAUGGGCUGGGAGAGAGUGCAUUUUUUGUGAAAAAGCGCUAUUCUGUGCUCUACAUGAGGGAUACGUGAAUACGAACCACAUCGGGAUGACAUGUCAUUUUAGUACUUUUUUAAACAUGCGAGACAUUCAAUCCUAGCUGCCUUAAGUUUGCAUCGCUUUCCACUGCAAACUUUUAGCCUUUAAUCAUGUGCAAUGCAAUAUUCCUUAACAUGUCUUGUCUCUUCUUCCAUCCAGACUGUUGGUGCUGUUGUGUGUGGGUUUAGGAACGGAACAGUGGCACCAGAGUGCAAAUGAUACUGUGACAUUUUUUUAUGGGCCUAAUAGUAAAGAAAUGUAAAAAAUAUAUUACCUUUUAAUGUGGAAUGAACACAACCAGUCAUGAUGGUUUUAUCUGAUUGUCAAACAAAUCACUUCAAAAAGUAGGUUACCUGCACACCAAAAUAAUUCCAGCAUCCCAAACAUGUGCACCCAUUUGAUAUAUGGAAAGAGGCAUCUGUUACAAAACACCAAAAAGUGUGAAUUGAAGCCUGAAUUAAUUGAUGCUGACGAAAUGACCUUUUUUGUAGAAAGAAAAGUCGGGACACAUGGAUUUCUUUUUUUCUUUCUUUUUUUUAACCAUGACACAGAGGUGGGGCUGUUAUUUUCAUAUUUACCACUGUAGCAUGACACAUUGCAUUUUAAACAAAUAGGGGAAUGGUUAAAUUAGCAUUAUUUACGGGGUUACGGGGAACCAAAAUGGGUCUUAAUACUGUUAGAACCCUUUUUCUACCACAGAACAUACAGAGAAAAAUCAUUCAAACAAACCCUUUCAAAAUGCCAGUUAGCUCAUCUCAUCACUGCAAUCGCACACGUUAUGUUUGGCAGUGUAAAAGGUUUUCUGACAACAUUCACUCCCAUUGAGAGUGACAUUCAGCUGACAUUCAGAUAGACAGCUAGGGUUGUCAACAACCUCCCUUUACAGAGAGAAAACUGUCUUUCAUCAUGUUAUCUUUCAUUUUAUUUAUCACCACUCCCUCCAUCUCAGGGCCCCUGUCAAUGUCAAGUGUUUGUGUCACACACACCUCCAUCGCUCCAUCCAUCCAUCCAUCCCUCUGCAUUUCUUCUCUCCUCGCUACAGCUGUCAGAAGAGAGGGGCAAGCUACCACCUAAUCAAUAUUGGUAUUAAUAAGCAAUCAGAGCAAGCAGCAGCCAGGGGAAAUACUGUGCGUUUCAAAUCCCGGGGCAAUAAGAAAGCAUUCCUCCAUGCGAUGCUAUGGGAGAUAAAUCAUCUUGGCUUUAGGGUCCUUGUGUGUGAAUCCACACGAGGGGGGCUCUGCAGAGGUUAACUGGAUGUAGCCCACUGCCCUCCCUCUCUAUUCUCUCUUACUGUAGGUCCCCCCGCUCCCCUCACCCUCUCUCUCUCCACUUCUGAUGUUCGUCCCCGUUCACCCUCUCUCACCCUGUCCGCACUUUCUCCUCUCUCUGAUCCAUCUGUCUCUCUGCUCCCCUCGAUCUGUCUCUCUACUUCCUCCAUCCCUCCCUCCACCCUGUCCUCUGUCUUCCUUGUGUGGAGGAAGGGCAGGCAGCAGUAGGCAUGCGAGGCUCAGCCUGGCAUAUAGAUGACCCACUUCUGGGGUUGCCACUGCCAGUUGUAGCCCGCUGCAGAAAUGUGUUGCUUUUUUUCCCCUCCUCUCGCAGGGAUAACGCACAGAACCCCGGCUAGCUAAAUACCUCCAUAAAUGAGACGAUGUCCAGUCAUUCGUUUAUCCGUGGGAAGGGCGGCUUUACCCCAGGCUGAAAUCUCUCUCAUGGAGGAGGGAUGGAGGGGGUGAGGUAGAGGGAUGACUGGAGGGCAGAAUUUGGCAUCAGGGUUUUUAUCUCCUUAUCACAUCAUCAACGACAACAACAAUGAGCUAAAAAAAUGGAACAGGGACUGAUGUUUGUGUUUUGUAACACUGGGGUCAAGCUGCCAUUUUGAAGUGGUUGAGAAAACAGCAUCUCUGCUUUUGUCACUGAUGGUAUUGUUUUAGUAUUGAUGUUAUGCCACUUAUUCUGUUUUGAUAUUUUAUGGAGGCAAAGCUUUCUUGGUAGAGGAAUAAUAUUACCAUCAAAUGCCACUCAUUAUUUCGACCUACUGCUGACAGGUCUUCGUGGUUUGGUUCAUUUCAAAUUAAACUCAAAUCUGUUGACGUCUCCACCAAAUAUUGAUCUUAAUUCGACGUUGAUCUGACAUCUUUGCCUUAUGAGAAAAGACAGAGCAGCCAGUGUGUAGCAGCUGAACAGAAUGAAAAAAGAGACAGGGCUAGGAAACUAGAUAGACUAAUAGCCUCGCCAAACGAGAUCUUCAAUAUGAUAGCUAUGAUACAGUAUAUUGCAGUUCUCCAUUGUUAUAAUUACAUUUAUAAUAGCCUAAUCGGACGGCCCUCGUUGUCCUGCCCCUGCUCUGGACUCAAUCAUAUGGGCUGAGGGAGGGAGGGGGGGACUGGUGGGGGGAAGUGCUGCCAUUAUUAGAUCUGCUGUGAAAUACUGAGCCCCCUUUAGAUGCACUGUGUUGGGCUGUGCCAAGGCUGACCGGAGUGAUAUAUGAUGGGCUCUUGGAGCUAGAGGGCAAAGGUCAGUGUUAGAGGGAGUGGGGCACACACACACUUGUCAUAAGACAGCAGGGACAGAGGCCCCCGGGGGCGGUCUCUCCUUGCAUGGAAUCAGAUCGUCACUACAUUACACUGGGACCGAGUGUGAACAGCUAAUUGGCAGAGCACGUGGCCCCCAGCAAAACACACACAUGAGAGAGGGAGGUCACAGGGGAGACGAUUGCCUCAAUGUGUGUCUGAUUCUGACCGUGUUGUUAUGUGCUACUGAUGAGGCCAUCUCAUAAUGUACAAGUGCUUCCUCGAAAAACGCCUCUAACUGAGUUCUGUUUUUAAAAAUGGACAUUUACAUAAACGUUCUUAUGAGAUUACGAUGCUAUCACUGAACGAGUGGAAUUCAUGGACUUCAUGUCUCACCUUCUGGGGUUGUGCUACUGAGUAGAGCCUUCCUUUCCUAAACCCACAGCUCCUAGUUCUGAGGGCUCCCACCUUUUCUAUGGAUCUUUAUGUAAAAGAGUCCUGUAAACAGUCCAGCCACACUUCAUUGACCAGCAGAAAAGGUUUAGCUUUUAGUUCAACCAAUAACAGGCCCAAGCUCACUCACAGGAUCACCCUCCAUUGUUUCCUAGCCUUUACUAUUGGCUUACCCCAUGUAAACAAAAGAGUUGAUUGGAUAUUCCAUUUGUCUGUCCAUCUUACCAUUCGCUCCCUCCACCUCUGACUAGGUUUUCAGUAGAGUAGCCCUAUGACUAACUGUAGCAGAUUAUACACAAUUGGCUAUGUAUUUCUCAUUUCUUUGGGUUUGUCUUCUGAAAAAUAUCUAAUAUAUUUCACAGCACUGAAACAAAAAUACAGAAUGUUUUUUGUUUUUUAGCUUUGUCAUUGACACUGAUACUCGAUACUUGAAAAAAGAACAGUACUGGCAAAUAUUUAAAACUGUGAAAAUGCACAAUGUUAAAAAAACAAUACAGAAAAUAACAAGUGGUAUUUUUCAUGAAUAAAUAAAAAUGUGCAAAUGUUA
Molecule: messenger RNA, 6570 nt
Organism: Coregonus clupeaformis (lake whitefish)
Lineage: Eukaryota; Metazoa; Chordata; Actinopteri; Salmoniformes; Salmonidae
Product: protein FAM78A-like
Exons: 2
Coding region: 1651-2499 (282 amino acids)
Source: RefSeq, a predicted model, not a curated record